AUGGCCGUGCGUCCUGGGCCGCUCUGGCUGCUGGGCCUGGCUCUGUGCGCUCUGGGUGGCGGCCACGGCCCACGUCCCCCACACACCUGUCCCCAGCGUCGCCUGGGAGCGCGCGAGCGCCGGGACAUGCAGCGAGAGAUCCUGGCGGUGCUCGGGUUGCCUGGGCGGCCCCGACCCCGUGUGCCACCUGCUGCCUCCCGGCAGCCAGCGUCCGCGCCCCUCUUCAUGCUGGACCUGUACCACGCCAUGGCCGAUGACGACGACGGCGGGCCCCCUCAGCCUCACUUGGGCCGCGCUGACCUGGUCAUGAGCUUCGUCAAUAUGGUGGAGCGAGACCGUACCCUGGACUACCAGGAGCCACACUGGAAGGAAUUCCUCUUUGACCUAACCCAGAUCCCUGCUGGGGAGGUUGUCACAGCUGCUGAGUUCCGGAUCUAUAAAGAACCCAGCACCCACCCACUCAACACAACUCUCCAUGUCAGCAUGUUCGAGGUGGUCCAGGAACACUCCAACAGGGAGUCUGACUUGUUCUUUUUGGAUCUUCAGACGCUUCGAUCUGGGGACGAAGGCUGGCUGGUGCUGGACAUCACAGCAGCCAGUGACCGAUGGUUGCUGAACCAUAACAAGGACCUGGGACUCCGCCUCUAUGUGGAAACCGAGGAUGGGCACAGCAUGGAUCCUGGCCUGGCCGGUCUGCUGGGACAACAAGCACCACAAUCCAGACAGCCUUUCCUGGUCACCUUCUUCAGGGCCAGCCCGAGUCCUGUGCGGGCCCCGCGGGCAGCGAGGCCACUGAAGAGGAGGCAGCCAAAGAAAACGAAUGAGCUUCCACAUCCCAACAAACUCCCGGGGAUCUUUGGUGAGGAUGGUCAUGGCGCCCGAGGCAGAGAUGUUUGCCGUAGGCACGAGCUCUACGUCAGCUUCCGGGACCUCGGCUGGCUGGACUGGGUCAUCGCCCCCCAAGGCUACUCAGCCUAUUACUGUGAGGGGGAGUGUGCCUUCCCACUGGACUCGUGUAUGAAUGCCACGAACCAUGCCAUCUUACAGUCCUUGGUGCACCUGAUGAAGCCAGAUGUCGUCCCCAAGGCAUGCUGCGCGCCCACCAAACUGAGUGCCACCUCUGUGCUCUACUAUGACAGCAGCAACAAUGUCAUCCUACGCAAGCACCGCAACAUGGUGGUCAAGGCCUGUGGCUGCCACUGAGGCCCUGCUCAACAGCCUGCUUCUGCUCCCUUACCCGGCUGGUGUGGUCAGGCCCCUUUCCAGAGGCAGGAAACCCUCAUAUGCUAUCAUAGCUCAGACAGGGGCAGCAGGAGGCCCUUACUUCCCCUGGCCACUUCCUGCUAAAAUUUUGGUCCUUUCCCAGCUCCUCUAUCCCCUUCUUGGGGUUUGUGGCCUAUGGCCCUCCCUCUCCCAGUCCCCCUACCCCAAGCAUAGACUGAAUGCACACGGCAUCCCAGAGCUGUGCUGACUGAGGGUCUGGGGUCAGCACUGAAGGCCUACAUGAGAGGAAGACUGUUCUUUGGCCAUCCCCAGCCCAGAAUGGCCGAUUCUGGAUGGUCUGAGGUGGCCCUGGAGUCUGAAACUGGCUGAUCUGGGCUCUGCACCAUUCACUGUGGCAGUGGGGGCAUGUCUAGGUAUAACAGACACACACUUAGAUCAGUGCUAGCUCUACUUCUCUGGUGCAGAAUUAGCUUGUUAGAAAAAGAAUAGGCGGAGGCAGGUGUGGUGAUGCAUGCCAUUGAUCCCAGCUCUAGAGAGACAGGGAGGAUCUCUGUGAGUUCAAGGCCACACAGGGAGACCCUGUCUGAAAAAGAAAAGAAAAAGAACCAUCUGGUUGGGCUUCAUGGCUUUCAGUAAAAGUAAGAGGGACAUUUCAUGACAUGUGUCCUGGGCCUGCCCUUCUGCCUAGAAGCAAAGGACCCUGGAAACUUGCAGUUCCCUCUCCUACCGCUACCAUGCUGACCAGUUUGGGGAUGGGCACUGUGACAAAGUAAACUCUGAACAGAAGCAAGAACACA
Molecule: messenger RNA, 2021 nt
Organism: Peromyscus eremicus (cactus mouse)
Lineage: Eukaryota; Metazoa; Chordata; Mammalia; Rodentia; Cricetidae
Product: bone morphogenetic protein 8A
Exons: 7
Coding region: 1-1203 (400 amino acids)
Biological process (GO): SMAD protein signal transduction
Cellular component (GO): extracellular region
Molecular function (GO): cytokine activity; growth factor activity
Source: RefSeq, a predicted model, not a curated record